Molecule: messenger RNA, 1599 nt
Organism: Penaeus vannamei (Pacific white shrimp)
Lineage: Eukaryota; Metazoa; Arthropoda; Malacostraca; Decapoda; Penaeidae
Source: RefSeq, a predicted model, not a curated record
GAGAAAACACUUGAUAUCGCCUGUCUCCUCCAGGACUGAACCCACAGCCUCCGCCUGGCAUGCCGUUCCAUCGCCGAGCAUCCACCAGGAUUCGUUCUUCCUUCAGGGAAUCUCGACAGGCCGUUCACAGGGCAUCCAUGAGGCUGAGCCAAAGGAGAAGAAGGCCGCGGCCCGGUCCCGCUGCGGACACCGGCACUUCAGCAGAUCGACCCGAAGUAACCCACAUCACUGGACCGCCGCCCUUCGUGAACGGCCCCCGAUCGCUACGCAUACGUCCGCCCCAGCCGUCUGUCAAUCCCCAGAGCGAGCCGCCCGCGCCCUCUACCAACGGCUACCGCGCAGGGCCUUCUCGGGACUCGGCUUACGAAAAGCCGACAGACGAACGCAAGGCUUAUCCCCCCGUUUCACCCUCUCAUGUCCUCACGCCAAAGUCGGAGGUCAGACGGUACGCGCCGUUCAGUUCUCAACAGGCAAUGAAGGAGGAACAAAUACGAAAUCCUGCUUUCAAUCCCGAGUAUGACCCUUUGAAGUCUGCAGCUUUUUCGCAACCUCAGCUGCACGUUCCCAGCCACAACCGCCACUUCCCUCCUCCCGAUUCAAGUGGUCCUUCACCUCAGACUUUGCAACACUAUGGAGGAAGACAUUUACCUCAACCACAGCAACCCAAGGGCUCUCUCCACCAGGGAUACGGCUACACAAGAGGACCCCCGCCGCAGAGUCUUGAGGGACCCCCACCACAAGCCCCAAGAGGACCCCCACCACAAGCCCCAAAAGGAACCCCAUCACAAGCCCCAAGAGAACCAGCAUCACACACUCUCAGGGGACCGCAGCCAUUUAACUUCAGGGGAAUCCCAUCACACAAUCCCAACUACUCUAGAGGACCUCCGCCCCAAGGGCCAAGUUACGCGGGCUCUCCAAGGAACCCUGUGACUUCAAGUCGGACGCGAGCCCCCAUGCCUCUAGGAUUCGGAGGAAAUUUUCACGGAAAUUCCCGCGUUUACCGUAAUCCGGACACUAAAAUAGAUGAGACAAUCAUUUAAGUCUUACGUAUGUUUUUUUUUUUUUCAUGCUAUCUCCUCCUCGUAGUAUUAUUCCCUUCCCUUGACUGAGAUCACGUCUCCGGGAACAGCGACAGGCCAUUAUAUCAAAGGCCUGGGAACACAUCUGCUCCUGUUGCUUCUGAGGCAAUUGUGUGGUUUCAGAUUUCAUCCCUCUAUCUCCUUCCUUGCAUUCCUUUUGUAACGUAUUUAAGACCUCAUCACUUCACCCUUUAAAUAUCUGUCUUCCUCCAGAUUUGGAGAUAUCUCCUCGCCGUUUUUUCUCUAUAUUGCUUCACUCUUUUAGUAUUGUUAAAGUUCCGAAACAUCUACUCGUUUCUCAGUUUCUCUUUCACUCGCAUUUCGCAUUUUUGUUGGGCUUGUUUUCCUAGACUUUGGGAUUUCUUUUCUUUUCGCAUUAUGUUGGUUCAGUGUUGUUUCGUCCUUUUGAUUCCGUCAGUAAUAUUUUUCUUGUUUGAUUAUUUACAUUGGCAACUGUUGUUGGAAAGAUUUAAUCAAUAUAAACCUGUUAGAUUACUGUAAUUAAAAAGUGAAUGCAUAA